GCUACUCGACUGCUCCGGAGGUAGCCGUGGUGAGGAGAGCCAUGGGACAGGCAGUCAAGGUUUUACAGCUCUUUAAAACACUGCACAGGACCAGACAACAAGCUUUUAAAAAUGAUGCCAGAGCAUUAGAAGCAGCCAGAGUAAAGAUAAAUGAAGAAUUCAAAAAUAAUAAAAAUGAAACUUCUCCUAAGAAAAUAGAAGAGCUAAUGAAAAUGGGUUCUGAUGUUGAAUUAUUACUCAGAACAUCUGUUAUACAAGGUAUUCACACAGACCACAAUACACUGAAACUGGUCCCUAGGAAAGACCUUCUUGUAGAAAAUGUGCCAUAUUGUGAUGCACCAAUUCAGAAGCAAUGAGUUUUCUAGA
Messenger RNA from Symphalangus syndactylus (siamang), 366 nucleotides. Its product is annotated as complex III assembly factor LYRM7-like. The record is from RefSeq and is a predicted model, not a curated record. Gene Ontology annotation, cellular component: mitochondrial matrix. Gene Ontology annotation, molecular function: protein folding chaperone. Gene Ontology annotation, biological process: mitochondrial respiratory chain complex III assembly. NCBI's taxonomy places the organism in Eukaryota, Metazoa, Chordata, Mammalia, Primates, Hylobatidae.